AUGUCAACUAUUUUACCUUAUUUGAUAAAUAAAACCAAUAACAUUUUAUUGUUAAGAGGAGAUAUUGGAAAACCUAAACCAUCAGUAUCAGAUCUACCUGAUCCUACUUAUUGCUAUGGUAAAAAAGUUAAUAGAGAUGGAAUUGGUAUGAAAGAAAUUACUUCUGAUUGGUAAUAUGGAAACAGUUCAUUUCAUAAAAAAGAAAAAACUAUAAAAUUACCUGAAGAUAACUUUGUUUAUGGACUUAAAAACAAGUAAACAAAUUAUAAUGAUAUAGACCUUCAACACCUUUUGGAAAAAUUAUUAAUAUGAAGUAUGCUAAUGAAGCUUCAGACUUAAUUGAGAACAUAUAUAGAAUGAGAAGUCAAAGAAUCUAAAAGAAAUAGGUUAUCUAAAAGAACAGAUCUUAUUCAUUGAGAUUAGAACACAAUACAAAAAAAUAAGAAGAAGAACAUAAAGAAUUUAAGAUUAAGAGAUUUUUAGAAAUAAAAUCAAAAAUAUAUUAAUUAUGAU
Paramecium sonneborni is the source of this 513-nucleotide messenger RNA. NCBI's taxonomy places the organism in Eukaryota, Ciliophora, Oligohymenophorea, Peniculida, Parameciidae. The record is from the annotation of a GenBank genome assembly.